Messenger RNA from Aspergillus steynii IBT 23096, 1163 nucleotides. RefSeq lists its product as uncharacterized. Bases 144 to 1001 code for a protein of 285 amino acids. Lineage: Eukaryota; Fungi; Ascomycota; Eurotiomycetes; Eurotiales; Aspergillaceae. The record is from RefSeq and is a predicted model, not a curated record. The transcript has a single exon.
UUCUUCUCGGCUCUACUAAUUAUUCCAUUGUUUAACUUCGGACUUGAAUACCCGAAAACGUAUUAUUGAUUUCGUUCAUUAUUCCACAAGAACACAUUAGAGUCGAACAUUCGGUCCUAGACCCAAUUUAUCGUCGCUAAAACAUGGCGCAGGCAUUCAAAAUUCAGCCUUCGGGAAGCAAGCCUGACCUUAGGAAAGUUGCGGAAGAAACCAAAGCUCUGCUCCCUGGUGUGCUGGCAUUGAAACCUCAAGCUCCUCCAAAUGGACACUACUGCCCCUAUGCUAAAAUGGCACCGCUGGAUCCUAAAUACCACCCAAACCUGGUUGCGAAAGUCAGUGUCAUCAAUGGAGACACGUUUGAUACAGCGAGAAGCCUUUCAAAUCCAGCGAAUUUCAACUCCCACCACGCAAAGCAUGUAUGCGUCUUGAACAUGGCCAACCAGGUGUCAGCGGGAGGUGGCUGGCUGAACGGAGCCAUGGCCCAGGAGGAAGAACUCUGCUAUCGAAGCAGCCUCAGCUUUACCCUCAAGAGACGCCACUACCCUAUGGGGACGUGCGACGUUUUGUAUUCGCCAACCGUCGUCGUUUUCCGCGACAAUUACAGCAAAGGCCACAGACUGAUGAACUUACAGAAGCCUGAGCAACUCCCUGUUGUCAGCGUGAUCAGUGUGGCUGCAGUCAGAGAUCCGGAGUUGAACCACGGCCCCGUUCUGCCUAGAUAUCGAUACGCCGCCGAUCGAGACUUGAUGAAAACCAAGAUGCGCUCUGUUCUCCGCGUGGCGGCUUUUAAUAGACACCGGAAGCUUGUAUUAGGUGCACUCGGCUGCGGAGUUUUCGGAAAUCCGAACAACGAGGUCGCGGACUGUUGGAUGGAAGUUCUGCAGGAAAACGAGUUUCAGGGCUGGUGGGACACUAUUGCAUUCGCAGUUCUGGACAACAUGACUGGCCCCGACUCGAAUUUCCAGGUCUUUUACAAUAAAUUGCACGGACUUAGGGUGUGACCAAUAGCUAUCGAGCGAUCCUUUUUGCAUGACUAGCACCUUAUAAACACCCGAAAAUAUGCUAGGGGAAUCCGCAUUAUGUUCGUUCAAAUAUAGCAUACAAAGAUAGAUUUCCAAACGACGGGCUGGACUUAUUUCCGGAGGCGCGUAGAGCGUCGGCGU